Messenger RNA from Psammomys obesus (fat sand rat), 6085 nucleotides. It is a transcript of the gene Magi2, whose product is annotated as membrane associated guanylate kinase, WW and PDZ domain containing 2. The transcript is spliced from 27 exons. The record is from RefSeq and is a predicted model, not a curated record. Gene Ontology annotation, molecular function: signaling receptor complex adaptor activity; beta-1 adrenergic receptor binding; type II activin receptor binding. Lineage: Eukaryota; Metazoa; Chordata; Mammalia; Rodentia; Muridae. Gene Ontology annotation, biological process: signal transduction; receptor clustering. Bases 510 to 5312 code for a protein of 1600 amino acids. Gene Ontology annotation, cellular component: cytoplasm; dendrite.
CGCACACGCGCACACACACGCGCUCCCCAGCGCUGCCACUGCAGCUGCCAUGGAUAUCGGCUAACAACACAGAGGCCGGCGAGCGCGCGCGCGCUCCCACUCGCAGCACGCAGGAGUGGCCCCCGGCAUCCCUACCCUCCUCCCCACCCCCACGCCACCCGCUCACCAGCUCGGCCACUGCUCGCGCUGGCUCGGCCGCCGCCACCGCCGCUAACGCCGCCAACGCCACCACAGCUUCCUCCGCUGCGGGGCCACAGCCUUGAGUGUCAUUCAAGGGACAGCACAACCUCACCCAAGAUCUCUUACCUCUGCCCAGCCGUCCCUCUCAUCCUCCCCCUUCCUCUGCCACACUCCAUCCAAAGAAGAGGGAAAGCGCGGAGCAGAGAGGGAGGAAGGCAAAGUCUGCUACCCUUGUCCCUUGGCCCCCUCGCUCCUCCAUCCCGGUUUUGACUCCCAAGCCCUCCUCCCCAAAAGGACCCUCAGGAACUGAGGCGACUCACCCUACUGCCAUGUCCAAAAGCUUGAAAAAGAAAAGCCACUGGACUAGCAAAGUCCACGAGAGUGUCAUUGGCAGGAAUCCGGAGGGCCAGCUGGGCUUUGAACUGAAGGGGGGCGCCGAAAACGGACAGUUCCCCUACCUGGGGGAGGUGAAGCCCGGCAAGGUGGCCUAUGAAAGCGGCAGCAAGUUGGUGUCCGAAGAGCUGCUGCUGGAGGUGAACGAGACCCCCGUGGCGGGGCUCACCAUCAGGGACGUUCUGGCCGUGAUCAAACACUGCAAGGACCCCCUCCGGCUCAAGUGUGUCAAGCAAGGAGGAAUCGUUGAUAAGGAUCUUCGUCACUACCUCAACUUAAGAUUUCAGAAGGGUUCUGUUGACCACGAGCUGCAGCAAAUCAUCCGUGACAACCUCUACCUCCGCACAGUGCCGUGCACCACAAGGCCACAUAAGGAGGGUGAGGUCCCUGGAGUGGACUACAUUUUCAUAACCGUUGAGGAUUUUAUGGAACUGGAGAAAAGCGGCGCUCUGCUAGAAAGCGGGACCUAUGAAGACAACUACUACGGGACCCCAAAGCCUCCAGCUGAACCAGCACCCUUAUUAUUAAAUGUAACAGACCAGAUACUUCCGGGAGCUACUCCAAGUGCUGAAGGAAAACGGAAGAGAAAUAAAUCAGUGAGCAACAUGGAGAAAGCAAGUAUAGAGCCUCCCGAGGAAGAGGAGGAGGAAAGGCCAGUGGUCAAUGGAAAUGGCGUUGUCAUCACACCAGAAUCAGCUUUGAACAAUAGCUCUUCCUGUUGUGACCAUUCCCACAAGGAUCACGUAGUGUGGAAGAGCAUCCGAAAUCCGACCACCACGACUCCUUCCCUGUGGGCCGCCGGCUCCAUUCCCACGGUCUUGUCAGUGGGAAGGAGUUGCAAGUCGUCAGGUGAUCGGGCUCGGAAGCUGUGCAUCGCUUAUUACUCUAGAUCAGGAAGCUGGAGCAGUUCCGCACCACCAGCCUUGCAGAUGCACAGACAUGCAGUGGCUCCUGGCACUACAGUAGCUGGAGCCCUAUAUCUCUUCAUUUUUACUCUUGAAUGCGUCCUCAUCUAUUCAGCUACACUUCAAGCAUUCAGUAGCCUCAUGUGGUUGGUGGUUCCCAUCACCGGAUGGAGCAAGGCCAGAGAGUAUGACAGUGGCAAGCGGAAAUGUCACAGUAAGAGAAAGUCUUCAGAAGAAUCCUUGAAGGAAACCCUCCAGAGAAAUACUGAGCCAAACCAAAAUUACAGCGGCCUUAAUGAGCUCCGGAUUCGUCCCCUUGCUGUGGGACAGCCUCACCGCCACCAGACUCCCAUCGAUGUCUCCAAAGACAACCUUCACGCGGGUGAGCCUCAUUUGAGCUCCCGCAUAAUAAAGAGAAGCAAGCAUGUCAAAUUCCGUGGCUCUCUUAGACCCUUUGCCAAACUUCGGCUGCAGGAAGUUGAACUUGGACGGUUUGAGAUCAUUCUGGCUUGGUUUUGUAGUUCUUCAGAAUCGGGGCGCAUAAAGAAAAGUGUUCCUAUGAGCACUGGCUGUGUCUCUGUCACUGUCACCAUGACAGAGAGCUCCCCCAAGCCCAUGCUGCUGAUACAGGCAUGUUUUGUAAAUACAGAGCUUCCAUAUGGCUGGGAAAAAAUCGAUGAUCCUAUAUAUGGCACUUACUAUGUUGACCACAUAAACAGAAGAACGCAGUUUGAAAACCCUGUCCUGGAAGCAAAAAGGAAGCUACAACAGCAUAACAUGCCCCACCCAGAACUUGGAACAAAGCCCUUGCAGGCCCCAGGUUUCCGAGAAAAGCCGCUCUUCACCCGGGAUGCAUCCCAGUUGAAGGGAACGUUCCUCAGCACCACCCUCAAAAAGAGCAACAUGGGCUUUGGAUUUACCAUCAUUGGUGGAGACGAGCCGGAUGAGUUUCUACAGGUGAAAAGUGUGAUCCCAGAUGGACCUGCUGCACAGGAUGGGAAAAUGGAGACAGGUGAUGUCAUUGUCUAUAUUAACGAAGUUUGUGUCCUUGGACACACUCAUGCAGAUGUUGUCAAACUGUUCCAGUCUGUUCCUAUUGGUCAGAGUGUCAACUUGGUGUUGUGUCGUGGCUACCCCUUGCCCUUUGACCCUGAAGAUCCUGCUAACAGCCUGGUGCCACCCCUUGCAAUAAUGGAGAGGCCACCUCCAGUGAUGGUCAAUGGAAGACAUAACUAUGAAACCUAUUUGGAAUACAUUUCUCGGACCUCACAGUCAGUCCCAGAUAUCACAGACCGGCCACCUCAUUCUUUGCACUCCAUGCCAGCUGACGGUCAGCUAGAUGGCACGUAUCCACCACCCGUCCAUGAUGACAAUGUGUCUAUGGCUUCGUCUGGAGCCACUCAAGCUGAACUUAUGACCUUAACCAUUGUGAAAGGUGCCCAGGGAUUUGGCUUCACUAUUGCUGACAGUCCCACAGGACAGCGGGUGAAACAGAUACUUGACAUUCAGGGAUGCCCUGGACUGUGUGAAGGAGACCUCAUUGUUGAGAUCAACCAGCAGAAUGUACAGAACCUGAGCCAUACGGAAGUAGUGGAUAUACUGAAGGACUGCCCCAUCGGAAGUGAGACGUCUUUAAUCAUCCAUCGAGGAGGUUUCUUUUCUCCAUGGAAAACUCCAAAGCCUAUGAUGGAGCGGUGGGAGAAUCAGGGCAGUCCUCAAACAAGUCUGUCUGCUCCGGCCGCACCGCAGAACCUGCCCUUCCCACCUGCCCUUCACAGGAGCUCCUUUCCCGACUCAACAGAGGCCUUUGACCCACGGAAGCCUGACCCAUAUGAGCUCUACGAGAAAUCGAGAGCCAUUUAUGAAAGCAGGCAACAAGUGCCACCCAGGACCAGUUUUCGAACGGAUUCCUCUGGUCCAGAUUACAAAGAAUUAGACGUUCACCUUCGAAGGAUGGAGUCUGGAUUUGGCUUCAGAAUCCUCGGGGGAGAUGAACCUGGACAGCCUAUUUUGAUUGGAGCCGUCAUUGCCAUGGGCUCAGCCGACAGAGAUGGCCGACUACACCCAGGAGAUGAGCUUGUCUAUGUGGAUGGGAUCCCAGUGGCUGGCAAGACCCACCGCUACGUCAUCGACCUCAUGCACCACGCAGCCCGCAAUGGGCAGGUCAACCUCACUGUGAGAAGAAAGGUGCUAUGUGGAGGGGAGCCCUGCCCAGAGAAUGGGAGGAGUCCAGGCUCUGUAUCAACCCACCACAGCUCUCCGCGCAGUGACUACGCCACCUAUGCCAACAGCAACCACGCCGCCCCCAGCAGCAAUGCCUCGCCCCCCGAAGGCUUUGCCUCACACAGCCUGCAGACCAGUGACGUGGUUAUUCACCGCAAAGAAAACGAAGGCUUCGGCUUCGUCAUCAUCAGCUCCCUGAACAGGCCCGAGUCCGGAGCCACCAUAACUGUGCCCCAUAAAAUCGGACGAAUCAUUGAUGGGAGUCCUGCCGAUCGCUGUGCAAAACUAAAAGUGGGAGACCGGAUCUUAGCGGUCAAUGGCCAGUCUAUCAUCAACAUGCCUCAUGCAGACAUUGUGAAGCUCAUCAAGGAUGCAGGUCUUAGUGUCACGCUUCGCAUCAUUCCUCAGGAGGAGCUCAACAGUCCCACCUCGGCACCCAGCUCAGAGAAGCAGAGCCCCAUGGCCCAGCAGCACAGUCCUCUGGCCCAGCAGAGCCCACUGGCCCAGCCAAGCCCAGUCACCCCCAACAGCCCUGUUGCCCAGCCAGCUCCUCCUCAACCUCUUCAGCCGCAAGGACAUGAAAAUAGUUACAGGUCAGAAGUUAAAGCAAGGCAAGACGUGAAACCAGACAUCCGGCAGCCUCCCUUCACAGACUACAGGCAGCCCCCGCUGGACUACAGGCAGCCCCCAGGAGGGGACUACCCCCAGCCCCCAGCCUUGGACUACAGGCAGCACUCCCCAGACACCAGGCAGUACCCUCUGUCAGACUACAGGCAGCCACAGGAUUUUGAUUAUUUCACUGUGGACAUGGAGAAAGGAGCCAAAGGAUUUGGAUUCAGCAUCCGUGGAGGAAGGGAAUACAAAAUGGAUCUGUACGUGUUGAGAUUGGCAGAGGAUGGGCCAGCCAUAAGGAACGGAAGGAUGAGGGUAGGAGACCAAAUCAUUGAAAUCAAUGGGGAAAGCACAAGGGACAUGACGCACGCCAGAGCAAUAGAACUCAUCAAAUCUGGAGGAAGGAGAGUGAGGUUGCUGCUGAAGCGAGGCACGGGACAGGUCCCAGAGUAUGACGAACCCCACGCCUGGAGUGCUGCCGCUGCCGCCGCCCCAGGCCUGCCGGAAGUAGGCGUGUCCCUCGAAGACAUCUUCUCUCCAUUCUCUCCAUCACAUCCAGCCCCACCCUCCGACCCCUCCCACCAGACAGGCCCAGACCCAACUUGGGAGAUCCAAAGGGAACACGACGUUAGGAAACCAAAGGAGCUCGCGGCCGGCGGCCAGAAGAAGCAGCGCCUGGGGGAGCAGAGGGAGCGCUCGGUCAGCCCGCAGCGCAGCGCCAGGCCCAGGCUGGAGGAGGCGCCCGGCGGCCGGGGGCGGCCCGAGGCCGGCAGGCCCGCCUCGGAGGCGGCCGACGGGCAGGGGGCGCUGCGCGGCCGGCGCGAGGGCCCCGGGGCCGAGGCCAGGGUGGGCGUGCGCUCGGGGUCCCGAGGCGCCCCGCGGCCCACGGGGGGCGGCCCGGCGCGCAAGGCGGCGGUGGCGCCGGGGCCCUGGAAGGUGCCGGGCUCCGACAAGCUGCCCGGCGCCCUGCAGCCCGGCGCCUCGGCCGCGGGCAGAUGAGGCCCGAGGCGGUGUGGGGAGUGGGGGACCCCGCCAGCCGCCUCCACGCAGGCUGUUCUUCCUGGGUCCCGUCCCGCGGCGUUUUAAUUUAUUUCCACGGUCACACGCAUAGAUCCCACACGAGGCGCCGAGGCCCCGGGAGCACCGGCCUGCGACGCGCGGUGGGCGGCAGGGCGCGGGGUGCGCGCGGACCUGAACUGAUCCUGAAGCAUCCCCCCACCCCACUCCACCCCCGGUUCCGCGGCGGGAGCUUUCGGCAGCUACGGAAGAACCAAAACCACGCAAACAUCACAGAGAGACAGUGCAGUGUAGCUUUAGUUUUAAAAAGAGAAAGAAAAAAAAAAGUUCCCCCCACUGCAUGAAGGAUUUGGAUGUCAUCCAAACUUUAUAUCAAGAAACUGAACAAGUUCAGAGCAAUCAAUCACAAACUGGAAUAUCGCCUUAACAAAAAAAAAAAAAAAAAAAAAAAAGAAAGAAAGAAAAAAACAACAACAACAAACUGCACGGAGCAAGCGGAAACUGAGACAAGAUUAUAUCUUUUAAUUGAUCUAAAGUGUUGUAAAUAAAUCGUUCUUGACAUAUCUAGACAGGGGUUAAAGGGUUUCUUUGAAACAUUCAGAACUGUUUGCCCAUGACGUUUCCCUGGCUCGCCCUUGGCAUCCACCUACAGAAUUAGCAGCACCAUUUCCUGCCUACUGCAGGAUGAGUUAGAACCCUAGUGAAUUCAUGGGUGUGAUGCCAUUUUACUGCCAUUUCUGUGAUCAAGUCAUAUU